GCCACGGAAGCGCUUGCGUACCCAAGAACCGCAUGACCAAAGGAGGGAGAAGCGGGUGACGAAGGGAAAAGGGAAGGUCAAGCCAAAGGCGAAAGUAGAUGAGGAUCCGCAGGCCAUAACAAAGCGGUUGGAGAAGUUGUUGCCGACAAGGCCGUCAAAGCGUGCAGCCGCCACGACGGCUCACGCAGACGAAGAUUCAAUCUCAGAGCGCGACGAUAGCGACGAUGACGAGGAAGCCGGACGGGGCCGGGGUAGGAGCACGACUCGUGCAACAAGGGCGCGCAGUCAAGGUAGGAGCCGGGGUCGGGGUCGGGGUCAAAGUCGAGGCCGAGGUCGAGGUCGAGGUCGAUCGAGGUCCGAGGGGAGCAGGCGGAGGAAGCCCGCGGAAGUGAGCACGGAUGAGGAAGUGCGCGAGCGACGCGAACAGGAGCGUCUCGCACGCAUUGAGUACUUCAAGAAGCUGGACGGGUACGAAGUUGCGAAGGAGAACGUGUAUGUCGUCUGAUUUUUUGUCGUCCCUUUUCUUUCAUAUCUCCUACUUGUCUAUAUCUCCUCUGUUCUCUUGCCCCGCUCUGUCACUAGCUUUCGCGCUUUCUUCAUUAUGCACUGGCCUUCUCGCGCCUUUCGUAUCUCUUACGGGAUCUCACAUAUGGGCGGUGAUGUAUCGUUAUAUGGGUUUGUAGAUAGUGGGUCAGUACUGACUCUUGGCUUACGUUCACUGGACUUUAUGGCUACAAUAUGAGGGCUACGUGUAGUGUAUGAGAAUCAUAUAUUUGGGUCGCCGU
This is a messenger RNA of Heterobasidion irregulare TC 32-1, 785 nucleotides long. RefSeq lists its product as uncharacterized. Lineage: Eukaryota; Fungi; Basidiomycota; Agaricomycetes; Russulales; Bondarzewiaceae. The record is from RefSeq and is a predicted model, not a curated record. The transcript is spliced from 2 exons. Bases 225 to 392 code for a protein of 55 amino acids.